AUGCCUCCAGGAAAUCUUAUUAAAAAACUUCAAAAUCAAAAAGAAAUAAGAGAUAAAAAUAAAGCGAAAAGAAUAAAAAAAGAAGAAAAUGGGGGAGAAAAAAAAUCAGAUAUUAUUACAAGAACUAUUGAAAAUACUCGAGAAUUAUGUGAAACGAUGAUAAAUAUGGAGGAUACUGAAGUUUUACAUGAUCAAGAUCAUGAUGAAUUUGCAUCAUAUUUUCAGAGACAAACUACCCCAAAAAUUUUAAUGACUACAAGUAUGCAUGCAAAAACAGAAACUUUUAACCUAAUGAGAGAAUUAGAAAAAGUUAUUCCUAAUGUUGAAGUUCAUUCGCGCAAAUUAGUUCCAAUUAAAAGAAUUGUAGAACAAGCCAUUGAAAAUGAAUUUACAGAUAUUAUCAUUAUACAGGAAGAUCGUAGAAAACCAUCAGGAAUGAUUUUUUGCCAUCUUCCAGAAGGUCCUACUGCUUAUUUUAAAAUUAAUUCAAUUACUGCAUCAAAACAAAUUAAACAUGUUGGACAAAAAACAGAUCAUUAUCCAGAAUUAAUAUUAAAUAAUUUUGAUACAAGAUUAGGAUUUACAAUUGGUAGACUAUUUGCAUCAAUAUUUCCCCAAGAUCCAGAAUAUAAAGGAAGACGUGUAGUAACAUUUCAUAAUCAAAGAGAUUAUAUAUUUUUUAGACAUCAUAGAUAUGAAUUUAAACGUGAUGGUACAAGAGCAGCCUUACAUGAAUUAGGACCUAGGUUGACAUUACGUUUAAAAUGGCUUCAGAAAGGAACAUUUGAUACUAUUGAAGGAGAAUAUGAAUGGGUUUACAAGAGACGUCAACAACAACCUAAUAGAAGAACAUUUGUUUUGUAA
This is a messenger RNA of Strongyloides ratti, 864 nucleotides long. Its product is annotated as Ribosome production factor 1. Gene Ontology annotation, cellular component: nucleolus; preribosome, large subunit precursor. NCBI's taxonomy places the organism in Eukaryota, Metazoa, Nematoda, Chromadorea, Rhabditida, Strongyloididae. The record is from RefSeq and is a predicted model, not a curated record. The transcript has 2 exons. Gene Ontology annotation, molecular function: rRNA primary transcript binding. Gene Ontology annotation, biological process: maturation of 5.8S rRNA; maturation of LSU-rRNA. The coding region runs from base 1 to 864 and encodes 287 amino acids.